Oenanthe melanoleuca is the source of this 5515-nucleotide messenger RNA. RefSeq names its product cysteine and histidine rich domain containing 1 (gene CHORDC1). The transcript has 11 exons. Bases 168 to 1163 code for a protein of 331 amino acids. The record is from RefSeq and is a predicted model, not a curated record. NCBI's taxonomy places the organism in Eukaryota, Metazoa, Chordata, Aves, Passeriformes, Muscicapidae.
CCCGGGCCGUUGCCCGAAGCUUCGUGAAGAUUCCGGCAGGCCCGGCCCGGCCCUUUCCGCCGCGGGACUGCCCCGCCCCGGAGCUGCUGCCCGGCUUCCUUCCUUCCUUCCCUCUUCCUUCCGCCGGGCUCCGCUCUCCCGUGCGGCGGCCAAGGGGUGCCGGGGCCAUGUCGCUGCUGUGCUACAACCGGGGCUGCGGGCAGCGCUUCGACCCCGAGAACAACACGGAGGGUUCAUGCACAUACCAUCCAGGUGUGCCUGUUUUUCAUGAUGCUCUGAAAGGCUGGUCAUGUUGUAAGAGGAGAACAACAGACUUUUCUGACUUCUUAAGCAUUGCGGGCUGCACAAAGGGUCUCCAUAACAGCGAGAAACCUCCUGAACCUGUUAAACCAGAAGUCAAAACUACCUCUGAACGAAAGGAGCUAGCUGAACUGAAACCCAAAUUUCAAGAACACAUAAUUCAGGCACCAAAACCAUUGGAAACAAUUAAGAGGCCAAGCCCAGAUGAGCCAAUGACAAAUCUGCAGCUGAAAGUGUCAGCUUCCUUGAAGCAAGCUCUCGAUAAACUGAAACUGUCAUCAGAAAACGAAGGGAGAAAAGAUGAAGAUAGUGAUGAAAUCAAGAUUGGGACGGCAUGUAAAAAUGCAGGCUGUUCGAAAACAUACGAAGGACCACACAGCGCAGAAGAAGUAUGUAUAUACCAUUCUGGUGUACCUAUAUUCCAUGAAGGGAUGAAGUAUUGGAGCUGUUGUAAAAGAAAAACUUCUGACUUCAAUACGUUCUUAGCUCAAGAAGGCUGCACAAGAGGAACACACGUAUGGACUAAAAAGGAUGCAGGUACAAAAGUAGUUCCAUGCAGACAUGAUUGGCACCAGACUGGAGGAGAAGUGACUAUUUCUGUAUAUGCUAAAAACUCUGUCCCUGAUCUGAGCUACGUAGAAGCUAAUAGCACAAUGGUAAAUAUCCAUAUUGUAUUUGAAGGAGAAAAGGAGUUUCAUCGCAGCGUGAAAUUAUGGGGAGUGAUCGAUGUAAAGAGGAGUUACGUGAACAUGACUGCUACAAAGAUCGAGCUCACUAUGAGAAAAGCAGAGCCCCUGCUAUGGGCAAGUCUGGAGUUACCAGUAUCCAACACACAACCAAAACAGGAGAGUUCAGAUAAAUAACAAUUUCAAGAGACAACUUAUUUCCCAUGAUGAAGUGGUGACUUGCUACUGUAAUCAAAUAUUUAACUUUUAUAUUGAUUCCUUUUUUUUUUUUUUUUUUUUUUUAAUGCUAGUUCAUCUGUUCCCUUCUAGAAAGAAAUUUGACGCACAGUAAAUGGGGGUAUAAACUUGAAAGGGUUACAGUUAUUUCUGCUCUUGCUCCCAUGGGUGUGUUUGUGCUAGAUGAAAUGUCUCCAUGGGAAUUUAGAGUAAAACAGCUAUUGCCCUUUGCUUGCAACCUUCCCUGCCGUGCACUGACUAUCCCAGUAGAUGUGCUCUCUGUUCACAGUGGGUGUCUUUGUUUUUCAGCUGUUCUGUUUAGACUGGAUGCAUUUGGUAACCUGUGUUAAAUUCAACACUGUUAUGAAGCAUACAGUAAUGCAGAUAGAAAAAUCUGAGUUUGAACUGAUUAGCAUGCAGUUCCACAUCUAGAGUAAAAUGUUGCAUAAAGAGAAAUAUGAAGUUGUGCACAUGUAGACUUCCGUGUUCUGAAACGAAAGUCUGUUUCAAUACCUGUUGGCUAUAGAGGGAUGAAAUGAAUAGUAUUCCAAGGAUUUCAGUACAUGCUGAUUCCUGCUGUCUUUCAUGUAUCAAAGCAGAUCAGGUUAAAAUUUUAAAAAAAGGUGGCAAGAAGGGAAUUUUUUUACUGCUUUACAUUUGCUAUUUGAAUAGUUAAAUACAAAAGCAAAUGGACAGCAAAAUGGUUGUAUAAAUUAGCAUUUCAGCUCUGAAGAGUAUGCAAACAGCAAACUAUUGUAAAAUUACCAAAGUGCUGUAUAUAUUUGACAGCCUUUAGAAUGUAUAGUCUGUCCUAUUUUACAAAAUUGAAAAUCUCAAGACUCUUCUCAAAGUAGGUGGAUAUGUGUAGUAGGAGAAGCCAGGGCAUACUGCAGGUGUCUUGGUAAAACAAUUUUCACAUAGAUGUGUGUAUCUCUUGACUCUGAUGGUCAUCUAAGACCUGUAGUUAUAUACAGGACAAAUCUUCGGAGAAACAACAUGCUUUGAAAUGUCUGUCUCAAAUUGUAAUUGUACCUUUGAAUCAAAAUACUUUAAAAGGAUACUGUGUCUUUGCAAGAGACUGUAAUUAGAAAUCAAGACCUUAGUUUUGUUUUCAGACCAUCGGUAAAGGUAUGUGGCUAAAAAUAGGAUAGCUGUAAAAAUGAGAUUUUUUAUCUUUUAUCCAAGCAGCAGCACACAGAGUAAUGUUGCUUUCUAUUUUUGCUUGGAGUAGUUUCUUAAUUUUGGCUUGCAGCUGAAAUAAAAAUGUUUUCAUAUAAAAGUAAUAAAAAAUGCACACCGUUAUUGAUUGUGCCUAAUCCUAUAUAUGUAAACAAGGUCUUGUUUGAAUGAGGUGAAAAGAGAACCAUGUUAAAAUGCAAGGAUGCUCAGCUGCCAGCCUUGGCAGAACUGGAGUAGUGUCAGGAGAAGCACAGGGUGUAGUAAAGGCAUUCUGAAGUGAAAUAGAGAUUUCUAAGAAUCUUGCUGUUUUCCGAUAGGUAUGAUUUGACUUGAGCUCAGACUUCUGUCUCUAACAGUACUUGAAGUCCUACUUCAUGCUGAAAGUAAUAGGAAAUACAGUACCAAAGAAACCAUCCCUGAACACCAAGAAAGUAACACUGGUGAUACAAACAUAUAUAUGUAUACAUAUAUAAAAUUGUUUUGGUGCUUCUCUACCUUCAUUUUAAGAUCCUUUGUCCUUGAUUACUUAGUUUGAGCAUGAUUGUAUACUCCCUUGGGCCCUUCUAAAAAUUUUCAGCUCUUAAGUUCCACUGUAUAGAUUCUGUUAACUUCUAAUAAUGCCUUUCUUUUCCUUUUUAAAUUUGAAAAUAUCAAGUACUGUAAAGUGAUAGAGUACAAGCUUAUAAAACGUGUGCCUGUCACGUGGUCCUCUGAAAACUGAACAGAUGUUCUUUGUGUUCUGAACCAACAAGUGGAGUACUUAUUAGUAUGACACUGAGAACAUUAGUGGAUUAAAAAUUUCUAGAUAGCUGUAGCUACUAGCAUGCCAUCUGUGUUUGUGUGUGCAGAACUCUGAACUUGGACAGCAAAAUUAGUAGUGCUUAAAUGCCAGGAUAAAGUUCUUGUUUAACAAGCAAGUUCAAAUGUGUCUAUCCAUAUGGAUAUAUGUCUAAAAACUGUGGAAAACAUAUAUUCACUCAAUUUGCAUCCUCAUGUGCAGGAGGUUUACAUAAUGUAAAAUCCAUUUUAAGGAACUACAUGGAAAAUGGAAUUCCUUUGAAAACAGAAUUUCUGUUUUUAAAUAAGUCGUCUUUUGCCUUAGUGCACUAAACCCUAAAUGGAGAGAAACGUGGAUGAAGGGGCCAUCUGUGUGAAUGAUGCAGGCUUUGGGAUCCUGUUACUACUCGUUACACUCUUUCAAGCUGUGUUCUGCUCGUAGCUUUGUCACCUUGGCCAGAAGUUGGGAGAAAGCUCCUGUAAACAUAGUCCCCAGUUUUGCUUUUACUUUUUAGUCAUUCUUCCUGCUUUUCUGUUCAUACUUUCAGCACAAAACUAAAGAUACUUCAGGUGUUCUAUAAUGACUCUCCCCAUCAGUGGCAAUACAACUACUUUUAAAACUUACCUAUUUUAAAAAGCAAGAAAACAACCCAUAAAAAUGCCACCAGCUUUGGUCAGGCAAGAAUAUAUAGAUUUUGCUAUAACAGCAUAGUUUCUGUGGCCUGGGAUGCUUUUCAAAAUAAAAAGAUAAACCUUCAGAUGGCCUAGACUGCCAUAAACCGUCUGUUUAACCGCAGUAAUUCUUAGCAGUUUUUUAUAACCAUAUGUCUGCGUCUAUCCUGAAGCUGCAAGAGCUGUAUCACUCACUGAAUUAGUGUGUUUUGAGCAGUUGCUCACAGCAGGCUUCAACACGCCAAAGGUUGAUCCUGGUGUUCCAUGCAAUGACAUCUUGACAUGCAUAGUUGUUAGAAGACACUUUGAUUAUUUACUAUUGGCUUGGCUGUAGCUUUUAUUAGUAAAUGUGGAGAGAAGGUGAGGCCAACUGUAGUGUACUAAACCAAUCAUGAUUGAUACUUUCCCAGAAGGAAGAUUUGUCAAGUAAAGUGAUUUUUGAUCACAGGCUUUCACCUGUCUAAUAACAUGACACUAAAUUGCAAGAAUUGAACAAGAAUACCUGGUGUUGAACUUAUCCUUUUGUCAUGCUUUUGGAUGUUGUGCUCUUAUUUAUCAAAUUGAUUAAGUUGAAGCAGUCUAACUGUAUUUUUUUAAAUAGGUAUUUAAGAGCUGUAAUGUGUUUCAGUAUGGGUUUACAUGUUAAACAUGUAGACAAGCAUGUUACAUGAGUCAGAACCGACUGUCCAGGUGCAUAUAAAACUUCAUCUUCAUCAUCCAUUUUUAAUAUUAAAAGUUGCAUGGGUGUACAAGUUUAUGACAGAAAUCUUAAUAUUUUCCCUCAUGUAUUAGCCCAUUUUCUUGUCUAACAUAACAUAUUUCACACCAAACGUUACGUCCCAGGUAGCAAGUGAUAGAAUGAGAGGAAAUGGCCUCAAGGUGUGCCAGGAGAAGUUUAGAUUGAAUGUUGGGAAAAAUUAUUUUCAUGGAAAGGGUUGUCAGGCAUUAGGACAAGCUGCCCAAGAACAUAGUGUAGUCGUCAUGCCUGGAGGUGUUAAAAAAAAACAUGGAUAUGGCACUUAAGGACAUGGCUUAAUGGUGAACAGGGUGGUGGUGCUGCCUUGGUGUUGGUGAUCUUAGAGGUUUUUCCAAUCUUAACAAUUCUAUCGUCUGUAACAACAUUUCUUGGAGGAACUGGAAUUUAUGUGAAUGUUAAUACACCACGAAGCACAGGGCUGAUCAGCUACUCUGACUCUUAGGUCAUACAUGGAACUGAUACAACUUGACAAAAAAAUCUUCCAUUGGAUGGUAUUCUGGAUUGUGUACAUUAUCAAGUCACCAUUUCGGUAGUUUAGGAAUUAGUUUUAUUAGGAAUUUUGCCUUGGAAAAAAAUGUACCUAUUCUACAUAAUGAUGCAUUCUUGGCUUGCAUUCUUUAAAUAUGGCAUGAGUAUUGAUUAAAUACUGUACCUGUUAAUGAUCAGUCUUUCCCAGUCUGCUACUAAAUUUUUUUACUUCUGUCAGGAGGAAGAUCCUUUUUAAAGUAAUGAGUUAUGUGUCUGGAACACUGUUUUAGGGUGGUAAUAAUUUUGCCAUUCUGAGAGUCUUGAAGAGGAGAUGACUUUUCGCAUGGCUGUUUAAUUCUGUGCAUUCCUAAAACUUACACACAGAAAUUAAUCUCAUGUCUUCAUGCUCUAGUUUUUUUCUAAAUGUAUUCAAUAAAAUUCUUACUACAUGCUGGUUGCA